AUGCCUGCCGCCUUCACCUACUUCGCCAACGCCCAGUCCACCUUCAAGCCACCCCUCAUCGCCAACGACAAUGCCUACCUGGGGGACAUAGUCUCGAGUGAACACAAUGACCCCGAGAAGCCCAUCUCGGGCGGUUUCUACCGCCUGGAGAAAGGCACUCCGCUCGUCUACGAGUACCAUUUCGAUGAGACGAAGAUCAUCCUCGAGGGUGAGUUUGAGAUCUCGGACGAGACCGGACAGACGGUUACGGCGGGUCCGGGGGAUGUCUUUUAUUUUCCGAAGGGAUCGAAGAUCACCUUCACGACACCGUCGUACGGCUUGGCGUUUUUCGGGUCGUCGGCCAUAUUUACCCGUUUGAUCAGAUCCAACGUGUUCGAAGAAUUACCCUCUCGUGGUGAUGACACUCAACUUUGCCCGCGAGUCGAGCGAUCGACCAGCGCUCCGGCUGCCCAACCCCCCUCCCCUACUACAUACCCGUUCGGGCAACGAGCUGGAUCGCCCCUCCACGCCUUCGCAGAUGGGUUUACCAGUCCUGUCCAGACGCCACAGGGCAGUCCUAGCAAAAACAGAUUUCCCCCGGGCGCCCUAGACCUACCAAAUGUCUUCGAUAAAGCGAUGAAGCUCAACCCCACCUCGCCUAACAAGGGCACCUACGACCAUUAUAAUCACCCUAUGUUUCUCCGAAAAAAUCGGUGGAAGACUUCAGAGAACACACCACCGAGUCCGACGCGGGUGACCAAGGACCUCGGCCCAAAUCCCGCUGCGGCCGCCAUCUCUCGUCACCAGCCGUAUCAGCCACGCGAUGUCGAGAGCAUUCAGAGACGUCAGGUGCAGAUGCGGGGGUUGACACCGGAGGAGUUGGAGAAACUGCAGAAUCCUCGGGUAAAACGAUUGGUAAACGUGACACAGCUCUAUUUCCUCGACCACUAUUUCGACCUACUCAGUUACGUGCAUAAUCGCCAAACUCGCUACUCUCAGUUCCGAACGGCCUACCCGGAGCCGCCCGCAACUUCCAUGGAUGACUACGAGCCGGCCCUCCUCAAAUAUUUGGGUCGGGAGCGGGCCCACCUCCGCAAGCGCCGCACCCGUCUCCGCCAACACGAUUUCCAGAUCCUGACGCAGGUCGGCCAGGGUGGCUAUGGACAGGUGUAUUUGGCGCAGAAGAAGGAUACCCGGGAGGUGUGCGCAUUGAAGGUCAUGAGCAAGAAGCUACUGUUUAAACUGGACGAGAUUCGGCAUAUUCUGACUGAGCGCGACAUCCUGACGGCUGCCAAAAGUGAAUGGCUAGUUAAGCUACUCUACGCGUUCCAGGAUGAGGACCAAAUUUACCUUGCGAUGGAGUAUGUGCCGGGUGGAGAUUUCCGCACACUGCUCAACAAUACAGGAGUCCUGCACAACCGCCAUGCGCGAUUCUAUAUCAGUGAGAUGUUCAGCUGCAUCGACGCCCUGCAUGCGCUGGGGUACAUCCAUCGCGAUCUGAAGCCGGAGAACUUCCUGAUCGAUUCCACGGGCCACGUGAAGCUGACCGACUUUGGCCUGGCGGCCGGUAUGCUGAACCCCGGCAAGAUCGAAUCCAUGCGCGUCAAGCUGGAGGAGGUGGGCAACACUCCAGUGCCGUUCGGUCGUCCGAUGGAGCAGCGCACAAUGGCCGAGCGACGCCAGGGAUAUCGCACGCUCCGGGAGCGUCAAGUCAACUACGCCAAGUCUAUCGUCGGAUCGCCAGAUUACAUGGCGCCGGAGGUAUUGAAGGGCGAGCAGUAUGAUUUCACGGUCGACUACUGGAGCUUGGGGUGCAUGCUGUUUGAGGCCCUGGCGGGAUACCCACCUUUUGCCGGUGCCACGGUCGAUGAGACGUGGCAGAAUCUGAAGAACUGGCAAAAGGUGCUGCGCAAACCAGUAUAUGAAGACCCGAACUACUUUCUGUCGCGACGGACGUGGGAUCUGAUCACGAAGUUGGUAGCGUCGAAGGAGAGACGGUUCAAGAACAUCCACGAGAUCCACGCCCAUGACUAUUUUGCGGAGGUUGACUUCAACCGGCUGCGCGAGCAGCGUGCGCCGUUUGUACCCGAACUGGAUUCGGAGACGGACGCAGGCUACUUCGACGACUUUACCAGCGAAGCGGACAUGGCCAAGUACAAGGAGGUCCAUGACAAGCAACGCGCAUUGGAGGAAAUGGCAGAGCGAGACGAGAAGAUGAGCAAGGGUCUAUUCGUCGGGUUCACAUUCAGGCAUCGCAAACCGGCCAUGGACGGAGGACGUAGCUCACCGCGCAAACCCAUUGCGACGGAUGGGUCGUUCGGAACGAUGUUCUAA
Molecule: messenger RNA, 2313 nt
Organism: Aspergillus bombycis
Lineage: Eukaryota; Fungi; Ascomycota; Eurotiomycetes; Eurotiales; Aspergillaceae
Product: serine/threonine-protein kinase DBF20
Exons: 6
Coding region: 1-2313 (770 amino acids)
Biological process (GO): peptidyl-serine phosphorylation; intracellular signal transduction
Cellular component (GO): spindle pole body
Molecular function (GO): protein serine/threonine kinase activity; ATP binding
Source: RefSeq, a predicted model, not a curated record